Stegodyphus dumicola is the source of this 645-nucleotide messenger RNA. RefSeq lists its product as uncharacterized. NCBI's taxonomy places the organism in Eukaryota, Metazoa, Arthropoda, Arachnida, Araneae, Eresidae. The record is from RefSeq and is a predicted model, not a curated record.
AUGUCUGUGAGGUAUGAGAGCACUCUAAAUAUGCUGCGAUCCGAAAAUCCUCUCGAGACGUUGGUGGAAGGUAAAGAGUUGGAAUCAGAUAUAAGUGGUGAUGAUAGCAGUGAUGAAGAUUUUAACGUUGAUGUGAACUUACAGAAUGCGUCGCUUUCUGAAAGCAGUGAUUGUGAUGUCGAGGACAAUUCUGGAAAUGUGAUCCCUAUGCGGGAAGCCGGAAGCUCACGUGGAAGCGGACGUGGUCGUGGUCAAGGACGAGGCAACAACGUGGCUGGCAGCAGUAAUGAGAAGUAUACCUCAUCCAGCGGUAUUCUCUGGACCCCUAUGAACCUUAGCAGCACCGCUUUCACUUCAGGUCGCACGCCAGCUCGAAAUACUGUAACCACUGCAAGUGGACCAACGUCGUUUCCACGUCGUAAUAUAGGAACAAAUCCUGCUUCAGCGGGGCGUUUGAUGGUGAGUGAAUCAAUGGCGAAACACAUUCAAUCAUGUACAGUUGCAGAGGCACGACGCCAACUUAGAGAUGAUAGUAACUGGCAUGUUACUCUGGAAGAACUUGAUGCCUUUUUUGCCCUCCUGUAUGUCCGUGGAGCACUAGGCCAUUCAAAACUUUGUGCAGAUGAUUUGUGGAACAAGAAUUGA